Penaeus vannamei (Pacific white shrimp) is the source of this 899-nucleotide messenger RNA. Lineage: Eukaryota; Metazoa; Arthropoda; Malacostraca; Decapoda; Penaeidae. The record is from RefSeq and is a predicted model, not a curated record.
AGGAAUUCUGUAUCUACACCAGAGUAGGGAUUUAUCAUUCGUUUAUUUUAAUUGUAUCGCUCAUUAGGAUUACAUUACGAAGCAUGAUUCAGUAUUUAAUCAUAUAAUUCCUUUGCAGAUUCAUACCAGGCCCAAGUUCAGGCAGCAUGGCAGAAGAGCUGGAACCAAACCCAGAGCCUGCUUCAGAAUCUGCGGUUAGAGAGCGCGGACCUCUCAAGUCUUGGAGACCCGAGACGAUGGCUGAAGCUAUUCACGCUGUGCUGAAGGAAGGCCUGUCCCUGUCUCAGGCUGCCAGGAAGUAUGACAUCCCGUACCCAACGUUUGUGCUUUAUGCCAACCGCGUGCACAACCUGCUCGGGCCUUCCAACGAGCCGGGGGACAUGCGACCGAAGGGCCGAGGACGUCCGCAGAGAAUACUGCUGGGGUGCUGGCCCGAGGAACAGAUCAAGGGCGUGAUCAGGGCCGUUGUGUUCAGAGACACCUCAGUGUUCAGGGAAAAUGAGCAUAAGGAAAACAAGCAGCCAUCUACACCUAAGGUGCCACGGCCGGAUGAUCCAGCCAAUGCUCUGAUUAAGCCCAAUGGACCCAUGGUUCCCAACACUUCAGGCAUCCUCCCCAAUGCAUCUGGAGCUCUACCUAACACCUCGGGCAUUUUACCCAACACCUCGGGUGUUAUACCCAACACCUCGGGCAUUUUACCCAACACCUCGGGCAUUUUACCCAACACCUCGGGCAUCUUACCCAAUACCUCAGGUGUUCUACCCAAUGCUUCAGGUCUUCUGCCUAAUGCAGCUGGACUUCUGCCACCAUUUAUGCUGGAUACUCCUGACAAUGGUAGUCUUUCCACUGCUCCAAGCACUCCAGCCCCAUCUACUCCAGCCCCAUCUACACCUGCACCA